AUGCUCGCGCCGCUGCGCUUCGCGCUCGUCGUCGCGGCCGCCAGUGCCGCGGGCGGGACGCGGCCCGGCCCGGCGGCCCACUACGUCAUCCGCACGUCGGACCUGCACGCGACGCUCGAGUUCACGACCCGGGUCCUGGGCCUCGUCGUGCUGCGCCACGAGGAGAACCCGGAGGCCUGCCCGAUCACGUGCAACGGCGACUACGCCGUGCCCUGGAGCAAGACCAUGGUCGGCACGCGCGCCGAGGACGAGGCCUACGCGCUCGAGAUCACGUACAACUACGGCGUCGACGGCUACGCGCGCGGCUCCGGCCUCCACCUCUUCGAGAUGUACGUCGACGACGCGGCGGCGGCGGCGGCGCGCGCGACGGCGCUGGGCUACAGCGUGCACGGCACGUCCGUCGUCGGCCCGGACGGCUACGCGUUCAAGCUCCGCGACCGGCCCGCCGGCCGC
This is a messenger RNA of Aureococcus anophagefferens, 453 nucleotides long. RefSeq lists its product as hypothetical. The transcript has a single exon. The record is from RefSeq and is a predicted model, not a curated record. The annotation marks the transcript as partial. Lineage: Eukaryota; Pelagophyceae; Pelagomonadales; Pelagomonadaceae.